AUGUUCUUGGCACGUCGGCUACCAUGGAACGUGCAUCACCAAGGCAGGUACACAUGCAUGCCUACCUCCAUUUGGGAAAGAGUUUCCACCGCCGUGGGCGUGAGGCCUUGGACGUUUUCCUUUUUGAGGGUGUCAAGCCGCACCUCACCCCAAAACACGGCAUCUGGCAAGUCCUACAUGGGAGCCGUGCGGUAUGGUCACUUUUACGUUGUGGUCAACAAGAUCGGAACCAUAUUCAACUACACGGACUUCGGCCCUUUCAAGGCGUACGGGGUCGAGGGGUGGUGGUUGGACAACCUCUUGAAGUCCGGCAAGUUAACGCGUGAAACAUACUUGCACUUAGCCGCCCGCGUUACAGUUGGGUUCCAGAGACGUUUGGCGGAUUGCAGGGCAGCUGAACGAUACCUGCAGGAAGAGUCUUUACGCCUUGAGGUUUCGGCACAACAGCAUGCGCUUGAACCGGCCAUGCUGCCCAUGAAGGUGUACCCCCAAGUGGAAGAUUUUAUCCAGCUUCAUGAUGGCCAGGCAAGGUUUCGGCGGCCCAUCUUGGCCAUCGUGGGGGGCACCCGAUUGGGGAAAUCUGUUUUGGCAGGACAUGUCUUGCGCCGGAUCGGUGAACGGCUGAACCUGGAUGAGUUCCUAGAGAUCACCGUGGAAGAUUCGGAACAGAUGGAUUUGGGCGAAUUCGACCGCCGAAUCCACUCCGGUGUCAUCCUGGACGGAGUGGCUGAUGCCCUUUUCCUCAAACGACACCGGGAGACCUUACAAGGUCGACCCAAAGUGGUCAAAGGCGCCAAGUCCGCCACGAAUGUAUACGCGUAUUCGUUCUCGUUUUGCGCGCGAGCCGUGGUGGCAACUUUCGAUCUUAGUGCGCGCAACUUGACCCUCUUAGAGACCGACCACUGGCUGUCCAACAGAGAGAAUGUGAUUCUUCUUGAGUUGAGCGAGCCUGUCUAUUCGACAGCGCAGAUCGGUGCAGGCCCCUUCCCUGUUGACGACGGCGAGGCCACGCCUGCCGCCUCGCGACCCCCGAAACGCCGAUGGGUGGGAAGUCCUGCAAGGCAGGUCCCAUUCUUACCGGUUCGCAACGGAUGA
Molecule: messenger RNA, 1095 nt
Organism: Symbiodinium necroappetens
Lineage: Eukaryota; Dinophyceae; Suessiales; Symbiodiniaceae
Source: the annotation of a GenBank genome assembly